UGUAAGGACCGUGCUUUCCCUCCUAAACUAACCGGAGGGAAAGGGUUUUAGAAAUCGGUACCACACAGUCAUCUUAGUGAGAGGUGGGGUGAGUGAGGAACCACUUACAGAACCUGGAGCCCCUCCUGUCACUCCACCCCCAGCCCAAAGGGGCCGCUUUCUCUUUAAAUGCAAAUCACCUCGCUCCAGUUUAGCCGCCGCCCGCUGUAGUACCCGGGAGGACGGCGCGGAGGACUGCGGGAACUUGCUGCUGCGAGGUAUCACCAUCAUCACUCGGGACCCCACAACUCCAGGCCUGAGGCCCAGCCAGCAUCCAAUGGAUGACAAAAAGAAGAAAAGGAGUCCCAAGCCCUGCCUGGCCCAGCCAGCCCAGGCUCCAAGCACACUUCGAAGAGUCCCAGUACCCACAAGCCACAGUGGCUCCUUGGCCCUGGGUCUCCCUCAUCUGCCAUCCCCCAAGCAGCGGGCCAAGUUCAAGAGAGUAGGCAAGGAGAAAUGCCGCCCAGUACUGGCCGGAGGUGGGGGCGGCUCUGCAGGCACACCCCUACAGCACUCCUUCCUGACAGAGGUGACCGACGUCUACGAGAUGGAGGGGGGACUGCUGAAUUUGCUCAAUGACUUCCACUCUGGCAAGCUCCAGGCCUUUGGCAAAGAAUGCUCCUUCGAGCAGCUGGAGCAUGUUCGAGAGAUGCAGGAGAAGCUGGCCCGACUGCACUUCAGCCUAGACGUUUGCAGGGAGGAGGAGGAUGAGGAAGAUGAUGACGGAGUCACUGAGGGGCUACCAGAAGAACAGAAGAAGACGAUGGCUGACCGCAACCUGGACCAGCUGCUUAGCAACCUUGAAGAUCUUAGUAAUUCUAUACAGAAACUUCACCUGGCCGAGAACGCUGAGCCUGAGGAGCAGUCAGCUGCAUAGAUGUUGGACGCAAGCCCAGACUGCCUCUCAUUUCUUUCAAAGUGACUUUUUAUGGACUCGGGAGGGUAUUCCACAGCCCCCCAGGUGCUAUGGGGGAGGGGGGACUGGAUGGAAGUAAAAGAGAAAGAAAGAAAA
Cavia porcellus (domestic guinea pig) is the source of this 1051-nucleotide messenger RNA. RefSeq names its product coiled-coil domain containing 28B (gene Ccdc28b). The transcript is spliced from 6 exons. Bases 317 to 916 code for a protein of 199 amino acids. The record is from RefSeq and is a predicted model, not a curated record. NCBI's taxonomy places the organism in Eukaryota, Metazoa, Chordata, Mammalia, Rodentia, Caviidae. Gene Ontology annotation, cellular component: centrosome.